This is a messenger RNA of Pieris brassicae (large cabbage white), 6220 nucleotides long. Its product is annotated as xanthine dehydrogenase-like. Gene Ontology annotation, molecular function: iron ion binding; FAD binding; 2 iron, 2 sulfur cluster binding. Bases 1226 to 5266 code for a protein of 1346 amino acids. The record is from RefSeq and is a predicted model, not a curated record. NCBI's taxonomy places the organism in Eukaryota, Metazoa, Arthropoda, Insecta, Lepidoptera, Pieridae. The transcript has 9 exons.
ACCGUAGGUACAUAGUCUAUUUUAUAUCAAAAGUAAUCGACAAAUUGUGACACCUCAAAACCAGGCCCCGGUCUGCUUAGGAGAGAAACGCUAAUUGUGUUUAAAGGGGCCUCUACACGGGCAACACUUAAUAAAAUAUGUGGAGCUACAUCAUGGCCGACUGUAUCCCGAAAAUACAGAAAGCAUUUAAGUGCAGUAUAUGUCUGAAAAUGUAUAUUAUAUCUCGGCAACAUUACUGCAACAGCAUAUGCCUCUCUAUAGCGCUAGUCGAACUAAUCGUGGCAAACUUUACGUAGCAUGAAAAAGGGACGCACUUAGGCUGUAACGCGAGACAUCAAUAAUAUGGCUGAGAAAUAUUGCAGUAUUUUAGAUUGCAAAGCAAUGGGACAGUAAACAUUCAAAAUAUUAGCAAUAUACUAAAAAUAUUUCCGAAUAUUGCAUAGUCGUAUGUUGGUUGAUGCUACCAGCCACACCCUUGCUCCCGUCUAGGAGCCACCUAAGGCAAAUAACUAAAGUUGUUUGCCAAGUAUUACCAAUGCUUCUACAUAAAAAAUUAUCGAUUUUUGUUAAUACGAUCACUACGAUUUCUCGUGCUAGUCUAAAUUGCUUUAACGACAUGUUUUACUAAAUUAAUAAAAGUACUAAUUUGUCGUAAUUACAUUCCAACAUAUUGCCGAUACUUUCUAUCAAUUGAUUCCAAUUAUUAUUUCUCGGGAACUCUCUCCACUAGUGUACUGACGAAAUUAUCCUAUGAUCGCAUGUUUUGCGAAAUUUCAUAUCGCAACUUUUCAUUGUCGCCAUGUAUGUCCAUAAUAUAACAAACAUUACACACAACAAUCUGGAAAAAAAUAAUUCAUAUGGCACAUAGCCCUUAAAUCUGGCUGCAUCUCCUCGCUGUUGCAAUUAUAAUUAAUAUAUUGCAGUAUAUUGUUAUCAAUUUGAUAAUAAUAGCAAUAGCACUGCGAGAUUAAAUAAAUAGCGUGUGGCAUUAUACUGAUGCGGUACAAGUAUAGGAAUAGUUUUACGUAUACACAACGUAUUCCUUGAGUACUAUUUAAAUAUUUAUCACUAUCUCCAACUGCGAGUGUAUCAAGUGGGUCGCCCCCUCACGUCCCCGAUCUAGCCACUAGCCACUUGCCAGUUGAUCGUCAGAUAUUGUUAGGGAAGGUUGUGACAUAUCUGUUAUUCAUCAACGGAGUUUUUCCGACAAUUUAUCAGUGAAAACAUGAAUAUUGAAGACUUUCUGCCGUCUCAAAAGACUACCAUAUUGGUAUUUUUUGUAAAUGGAAAAAAGGUAAUUGAGCCGCAGCCAGAUCCUGAAUGGACGUUACUAUGGUACUUGAGAAAGAAACUUCACCUAACCGGCACCAAGUACGGUUGCGGAGAAGGCGGCUGCGGCGCCUGCACAGUUAUGAUAUCGCAAUACAUCAGAGAUUUAGAUCGAAUCAAACACUUCUCAGUUAACGCAUGUUUGAUGCCGCUAUGUGCAGUUCAUGGAUUGGCGGUUACAACAGUCGAAGGGAUUGGGUCAACCGAGGAUAAGUUACAUCCGGUACAAGAAAGAAUCGCUAAAGCACACGGUUCACAGUGUGGCUUUUGUACACCUGGAAUUGUUAUGUCUAUGUAUGCGUUACUCAGGACAAAAAAUAAAAUCGAUUAUAACGAUAUAGACACAGCCUUACAGGGAAAUCUCUGCAGGUGUACCGGAUAUAGACCUAUCAUAGAAGGAUUUAAAACGUUCAUGGAAGAGUGGGAAUAUCACCAUGAUAUACAAUCUGACGGAAAACAAAAUAAAUCCCCUUGUAUGAUGGGAAAAGACUGCUGCCGUGUUAAUCGAGAAGACGAAGAAAAUGAAUCUAGACUCUUUAACAAAUCAGACUUUACACCAUAUAGUCCAAGUCAAGAGCCAAUUUUUCCUCCCGAAUUAAAGGUUAAUAGCAACGAAUAUGAUUCGAUUUUAACAUUCUUUAGAACUUCCAACAUGACAUGGAUUCGACCUGUGACAGUGACGGAAUUACUUGUAUUAAAGAAACAGUUUCCAACUAGUAAACUCGUUGCGGGGAACACUGAAGUUGGCGUGGAAGUAAAAUUUAAGAAAAUGGUUUAUCCAAUACUGAUAUCACCGUUAUUAUUAAAGGAAUUGAAUUUCAUACGACUUACAGAAGAAGGAAUUCAAAUUGGUGCUGCUACCACGUUAAGUGAAGUUAUGUCAUUUAUGUCGGAUUUUAUUAUAAAAGAUAAAGAGAGAGGGAAAACUUUUGACGCCAUUAAGGAAAUGUUGCACUGGUUUGCAGGGACUCAAAUUCGUAAUACGGCAUCUUUGGUAGGUAAUAUUAUUACAGCAAGUCCCAUUUCUGAUUUGAAUCCUAUACUGUUGGCUUCGUCGGCAUCAAUUAUUGUCAAAAGUCUAGAUCGAGGUGAGAGAAAAGUUUUAAUUGACAGCAGUUUCUUUAAAGGAUAUAGGAAAGUAGAUCUUAGUGAUGAUGAAGUUGUGUUAUUUGUACAAAUACCUUUCACAAACAAAGAUCAAUAUAUAAAAGCAUAUAAACAAGCAAAACGAAGAGAAGACGAUAUUUCUAUUGUUACGACAGCUUUUUAUGUUGAGUUUGAAAAUGAUAACUUAAGCAUAGUAGAUGCAAAGUUAUGCUUUGGAGGUAUAGCUCCUACCACAGUAUGUGCUAUAAAAACGUCUAACUUAAUGAAACAAAAAAGUUGGGAUGAAGAUCUCCUAAGAUGCGUUUUUGAUUCUUUAACUGAAGAAUUUCAGUUAGACAGCUCAGUUCCGGGAGGAAUGGCUGAAUACAGAAAAUCGCUCUGUCUUAGUCUUUUUUUCAGAUUCUACUUACAUGUAUUAGAAACAAGAAGUAUUAAUGGUACAAGACCAAGUAAUUUUACGUUGUCUGGAAGUGAUCAAAUUGCUGCUUUUCAUCCUAAAAGUUCGCAAUGUUUUGAGAUAAAAAAUAAUUCUCGAAAUGUAUAUGAUGCCGUUGGAAAACCGAUCGUUCAUAUGUCUGCUCUUAAACAAGCUACUGGAGAAGCAAUCUACUGUGAUGAUCUUCCAUCGAUGGAAGAAGAGCUUUAUUUAGUUUUGGUGUUUAGUAAAGAAUCUCACGCUAGAUUAAAAUCUAUAGAUGCAAGUCAGGCUUUGUCAAUGCCAGGAGUGGUUGCUUUUUUUUCGGCAGCAGAUAUAUCAAAGGGUCAUAACAAAAUGGGUGCAGUUGUAAAAGAUGAAGAAGUUUUUGCUGAAGAGAUCGUUACAAGUCGAUCUUGUGUCAUAGGAGCUGUUGUAGCAAAAACUGAGCAAAUAGCGAGGAAAGCAAAAGAUCUAGUAUCAAUAACGUAUGAAAAGCUAGAGCCAGUUAUAGUAACUAUCGAGGAUGCUAUAGCUCAUAAAUCCUAUUUCCCUGACACAUAUAGAGAACUUGUCCAUGGAGAUGUAAAUGGAGCUUUAAAACAAUCGGAAAAGAUAAAAGAUGGCUAUGUGAGACUCGGUGCACAGGAACAUUUCUAUCUAGAAACUGUAUCGGCGCUUGCCGUGAGGAAAGAAGAUGAACUAGAAAUAAUCUGCAGUUCACAAAACCCUGCCGAAGUUGCGCUCACAGUUUCAGAAGUUUUAAAUGUACCACAUCACAAAAUUUGUGCCAAAGCUAAACGCCUUGGUGGUGGUUUUGGCGGUAAAGAAACAAGACCUAUGAUACUUAUAGGACCAGUGGCGCUAGCCGCUUAUCGUUUGAAAAAACCGGUCAGAGGUGUCUUAGAUCGAGAUGAGGAUAUGCAAGGAUCAGGAUACAGGCAUCCAUGUUUGAUAAAAUAUAAAGUAGGGUUUGACAACACUGGUAAAAUCAAGGGCGCUCUAUUUGAUGUUUAUGCCAAUGGAGGAAACUAUUCUGAUAUAUCUAGCUCCAUGUUGGAGAGGCUUAUGACGCAUCUUGAUAACUGUUGUAAUAUACCUAAUGUGCAGAUAAACCUUAACUUAUGUAAGACAAACACUCCCUCAAAUACAGCGUUUCGAGGUUUCGGAGCACCUCAGGCCAUGUUUGCUACAGAAAAUAUGCUAAGAGAUAUAGCAACAGCAUUAAACAAAGAUUAUGAAGAUAUCUUCAAUGUAAAUAUGUACCGUGAAGGAGAUUUUACUUUCUACGAUCAAGAACUAAUACACUGCACCGUAUCUAGAUGUUGGUCCGAGUGUAUUGAAUCCUCAAAUUAUUGGCAGAGAAAGAAAGAAGUUGAAGAAUUUAAUAGAUUGAAUCGAUGGAAAAAGAAGGGAAUUACCAUCCUUCCAACAAAAUAUGGAAUAUCGUUUCAAGUUGAUGUAUUAAUGCAGGGCGGUGCAUUAAUAUUAGUGUACACAGACGGUUCAGUCCUCUUAUCCAUCGGAGGCGUAGAAAUGGGACAAGGACUCUUCACUAAAAUGAUACAAGUAGCAUCGCGCGUCUUAGAAAUCGAUGUCUCCAGAAUUCACAUCAGCGAAAUGUCAACAGACAAAGUCCCAAACAGUUCCCCUACGGCGGCUAGUGUCAGUUCAGAUUUAUAUGGAAUGGCCGUAUUAAAUGCGUGUACAACUAUCAAACAACGUUUGGAACCAAUCAAAGCAAAGAAUCCAGGAGGUAAAUGGGAAGAUUGGGUUGGUACUGCAUACGUUGAACGAGUCAGUUUGUCUGCAACAGGUUUCUAUGCCGCUCCAAAAAUAGAAUUUGACCGAGACACUAAUUCUGGUCGCCUAUUUGAGUAUUUUACAUUCGGAGUGGCGUGUUCCGAGGUUAUUAUCGACUGCUUAACUGGAGACCAUCAGGUGCUGCGUACUGAUAUCGUCAUGGACCUUGGGGAGAGUCUUAACCCAGCGAUAGAUAUAGGUCAAAUCGAAGGAGGCUUCAUGCAAGGAUAUGGUCUCUUUACUAUAGAAGAAAUGUUAUAUUCACCGACAGGUGAAAUCCUGUCACGUGGCCCUGGGGCAUACAAAAUCCCAGGCUUCUCUGAUAUACCAAAAGAGUUUAACGUGUCGUUACUAAAGGGCGCUCCAAAUCCACGAGCUGUGUACUCGUCAAAGGCAGUAGGUGAGCCACCAUUGUUCCUAGCUGCCUCCGUUUUCUUCGCGAUAAAAGAGUCUAUCAAAUCAGCACGUUUAGAUGCAGGUGUCGAUGCAGAUUUCGUAUUGGAAGCACCUGCUACAUGUGCUCGAAUCAGAAUGGCGUGUGAAGACCACAUCACGCAACAGGUUAAGCCAACAGUAAAGACUGUCGGACGACCGUGGAAUGUCAAUCCGUAAAGGUUCCAAAAUGGCGAUGACAAUUGACAAUGAAAAAUCAACUGAGUUUUGGAAAUAUUAUAUUUACUCUUUAAAAUAUCACUAAGGUUUAUCACGUUUUUAGUUACCGAUAAAAAUAGUAUAAUAUUGUUUUAUAUUAAAUAUUUUUAUAACGGUUAUAAGAGAAUUGAUAUGUUAGUUUUUGUACCAUUUCGUUUUUAUUUAUAAAGCUUAUUUCUUAUUUUUAUAUCAUUAGUAAUCUAUUAACACUAAGUUGUAGGUAGCUACCUUCACAAUUUAAAACAAAGGACAAAUACGUAAACCUCUGCAAUGCAUUAUUUAAACAAAAGUGGGCCAGUAAUAUUUUUAAAUUUAUUCAUUAUACAGAAUAAUAUAAUCUUAAUCAUGAUAUGUACAUUAGAAAACUGUUGUUUGUAUUGCGUUACGGCUCAGGUCUGUACGUCAUGCUCAACUAGUUUUUAUGAUAUCUCAGUCUCUUUUCUGUUCAAAAAUUUCUCUUCCUUAAUUUUUAUAUGAGUCGAGCACAUUUCUCGAGACAACGUGAGGAUUUGCAGUUUAUUUUAAUUAAAAAUGAUUUGCCAUAAUAUAAAAUAUAUUUCAACGACAUAUACUUUAGUAUAUAGCCGACUGUUUGUCAAAUGUUUUAAAAGGCAAUAAUAAUGAUAUACACUCAAAGUUAUACGUAGACUAAGGUACACUAAUAGCCUUAAUCAUACAAUCUAAGGGUGAGACUCAGAAAUGAGACUGUCAUACGCUAGCGCGUAAUAUGACACUCAUAUGUCAAAUAUUUGACGUAUAGGCAUCAGACUGACAGACAUCUCGUUCAAUCGUGUCUGAAUCUUACUCAAACGUGCUCGUUUUUUUACGAAUCACACUCACUGAACUUUAAUGGAAUUUUGAAUAUGUUUAAUAUUUCAGAUUGUUAAUCUAAUUAAUAAAAUUAUUUACAUCUUG